This is a messenger RNA of Archocentrus centrarchus (flier cichlid), 6122 nucleotides long. It is a transcript of the gene dnajc5ga, whose product is annotated as DnaJ (Hsp40) homolog, subfamily C, member 5 gamma a. Lineage: Eukaryota; Metazoa; Chordata; Actinopteri; Cichliformes; Cichlidae. The transcript has 7 exons. The record is from RefSeq and is a predicted model, not a curated record. The coding region runs from base 289 to 954 and encodes 221 amino acids.
CCGGAGGCUGAAUUGCACCCAUUCCUUACGGGAUUAAUGGGAUGUGGCGCGGCGUCUCUCUCACAUCGGCUGUGGUGAAACCAUGAGAGCAAUAUCUUCCUUCAUUUCCUGAAAGGAGGAGCCACACAAGAAGCAGCAACUCACCGGCGACAGAGGGCUGCUAGCGGGCUAAAAGCACCGUGUUUCCGAACCGUUAACUGGGAGUUAAGAGCCUAACUCGGAUGCCUCUAUGAUCCAGCUAAUCGUACAGCGAGAUAAACAGAGCUCAGUUUGCACAAGAGGUGAGCCAUGGCUGAACCAAACUCCUCCCGUCCCCAAAGGAAGAUGUCCACCUCUGGGGAGAGUGUGUACAAGGUGCUAGGCCUGGAGAAAGGCGCGUCAGCAGAGGAAAUCAAGAAAGCAUACAGAAAACUAGCACUGAAGUACCACCCAGACAAGAACCCGGACAAUCCGGAGGCUGCAGAGAAGUUUAAGGAGAUCAACAACGCUAACUCUAUUUUAAACGAUGAGAACAAGAGGAAGAUUUACGACGAGUACGGCUCCAUGGGUCUUUAUGUGUCCGAGCAGUUUGGAGAGGAGAGCGUCAAAUACUACUUUCUCAUGUCCAAAUGGUGGUUUAAGGGUCUGGUGCUGUGCUGUACAUUGUUCACUUGCUGCUGCUGUUGCUGCUGCUGCUGUUUCUGCUGUGGGAAGUGUAAACCUCCUGACGACGAUGAAAACUACCAGUACGUCGACCCUGAAGACCUGGAGGCCCAAAUCAAAGCAGAGCAGGAUGGAGGUAACACAGUAAUCAUAGGCCAACCUACAUCUAAUCUGGGUCCACAAACCCCAGAAGGACAGAGCAUGCCCAUCCCCCUGCCUAUGCCCAUGCCUCCACCUGAGCCCCAGUCGCCAACUUCAGUCAACCCAGUAGUGGAAGAUAAACCUGGGGAAAGCGUACCAGAUUUAAAAUGACUUGAAAGUGAUGGUGUGGACGAGCCUCAGCUAGCAAAAGCAGGAAGCCUUCUGCGCCCCUCUUAUGACCCAGCCACAUCUGACUGCUGCCAGCGACCCAGAGAGAAACCAGCCCGCAGUCACCAGCCAAUCCAGGUUUCAAUCCUGAUCCACCCAGACCUUCCUGAGCCACCCAACAGUCCCUGCAAGGUGGGCACUUAAACGCUCCUGGCUUCCUUCAUGGAACUCAAAAUAUGGAGGAGCAUUCACGCAGAUUAACCUACUCUCUGGUAAUGCUACGAGCGUCACGGAGGAUAAUUUCAGGCCAGCUAUUAAGACCACAAGCCAUCCUCCAACAAGUCUACUCUCUUCUUCCAGCUUCACACAUGCCCUGCCUGGGCUGGAUGUGACCUUGAUAGCAGUCCAGUUAUCCAGGGAUAGACUUAAACUCCUCACUAAUCUCUUCUGGUCAUCCCAUUCCAACCAGUAAGGGUGUGACACUGGGCAGGAAGAUUAGAAAAACGGGGAGAUAUGAGGGCAAAAAAAUAAAUUCUAGGAGAGGUGUCUUUCAUCAUUUAUCUGUGAUCCAAACGGGACUGGAGCUUAUUACCUUUUUUUUUUUCUCCCUGUCACAAUCUUAACCGCCUCCCUCCAUUUUUGGACUCCAUCAGUCACCAGCAGGAGCACUUAUUUUCUGUUUUCCCCCUUUAACUUGCCUUGGAGCUGCCCUCAAAAGAAACCCAUGCAGGCUGGUGGUAAAUUCAGUGCCACGUUUGGUGUGUUCAGAUCAGCAGAAAAAGAGGAACUGCGCAUAUUUUUUUCUCCUGUGAACACCUUCAUUCAAUUAAUUUGCGUUGCAUUGUCAUCCUCUGGCAUCUCAGACCAAUUCCAUCGAUGGUGGUUUAAAAAGAAAGAAGAAGAGAAAAAAAAAAAGAAAUCAUUUUCAGAGGAGGCAGGAUGUCUAACUGAUGCUUCACCUUGUACAAAGUUUUCAAUCAGAACAGAUUCUUUUGGUUUAAUGAUAAAUGUCUGAGCCAAAUCUUGGAGCUGAAGAUUGAGGAGCUUCAGUCUGGAGUGGAUUUGACGCUUCCAUCCCCGGCGUGCAUGCUUUUUUUGUACGGCUGCAUGCCCCUUCUUGUACAGCACUGGAACUCACCUUAAAAACCACAAAACAUGGGACAGCUGCUAAGCCAAACCUUACAGACAUGCAGACUCAACCUGUAAACAGACACACACUCAUAACAGCCCUUAAGUCGUUGUGUGCCGCCCCCGCCCCCAAUCAUAAUCUGCUGACUGAAAUGGACAAUGACAGAUGCCAUAGAUGUUUUAACUAGAAAGGACUUCAUGAUUAAUUGUGGGGUUUUUUUGGUCAGAUUUGCUCUUUAUUUUUAUUGCGCUUUUUCUUGUUUUGCAGUCAGAUUAUUUGGUAGACCAAAGCUGACAGCUUCAUGUAGCCCAGGCUGAUAGUUUCUGGAAAUGCCAUUUGCUCUGUAAGCCACGGUUCAGAUGUCAAAGCUGCGUGUAUAUUAUGCAUUUCAGUCUAUGCACCGUCUCAGACGGGUCUGUUGCCAUUUUUCUUUUAUUGUAUCUCUUACAUUCAGAACUACAGAAACCCUGAAAGUUACUUGAUAAUUUAUGAACUCGGGUCCAGAUUCACUAAGGCUACAUUGCAGGGGCAAUCUCCUGAUUUAACUGCACCACUGUUACUUACUGUAUUUGGGGAUAAUUUGAAAAUGUAUCUGCAGGCCUUAAAAAGAGCAAACAAUCAACCAUCUUUAUUGUAAAUUUCAGGCACUCGCCCUUUAAACUGCAGGACUGAUCCAUUAAUUCCCGCAACCUUCCUGAUCUGAUCCGACUUUCUGGGAAGGAAAUUCCUCUUUUAUGUACAAACCUGACCCUGACAGUGCUGUGCCUUCAAGAAUAAUUGACUAAAUAUAGAAGCUCUGGAUGCAUUUCGCUGUCUAUUUUGCAGCAUCACACAUGAAUGUUGUCUGAAAUAAUCCAAUGCAUGAGCACAGUUGAUUAAAUCUAACCUGAAGCAUUCAGGUCUGCUCUUCUUCCCUCAGUGUGCACACUUGCAUCACUCUUCCUUCAUGCUUUAGUGAAUCUGGAUCAGUGUUGGGUGCUUAGACACCUUGAAUUGCACAAUAAAUACAGGCACUACAAAGAUUUCAGUUUUUAUACACCUGCUCUCAAACGCACAUUUUCCUGUGUUUUGUUUUUGGUUUCGUGGGGUUUUUUUUCCCCCCUUUUGGAUUUUGCUCACAUUUUCAUCCAUCCAUCCAGUAAUCACAGGGGAUCAUUCAAAGUGUCUUCUGAAGGGUCAGCUUUACUCGUAGAGCUGCAGCUAGCAAUUAUUUAUUGCUUUGUCUUUAUGUUUAAUGUGAGAAAAUGAUAAGAAAUAUCCAACGGUAGUUUCCAUCAUGUAUCAUUCCCAUCUCCAAUCUGGAGUCUAAGACAAAGAACAGCAGAAAAUGAACAUUUUUAGCUCGGCUGUUUCUAAGAAAAAGUCCAGGUAUUGUUGUAGCCAUGGUGGCAGCGGCGUCUGUUACACAAAAACUGUGACUUUGGCCGUAACUCGAGAAUAAUGCGACUUAGAAUGGUCAAGUUCACACCAUCAAUGCAUCUACCAAAAAUCUUGGAUGAGUUCAAAUCUCGGUGACCUUGGCCUGAAGUUAAAGGCCAGAGGUCAAGUUUUCUCAAAGUCUUGUGAACACAAUAACUCGAAUAAUCUCACCUAGGAUUCAGCUCUGUCACGUUUUUUAAACUGUGACACUAAAGGCUUCUUGUUGAGUUUCUGCUAGUGUUGGCAUGUUGCUGUACAUUAAUGUCGGUGUUAGUCGGUGUAAAGUCAGUGGAUCUGCUCACGACAAAGCUAACUGCUUUAAAUGGCGAAUUAUUUAAUAGCCUUCCACACGGGUGAUUUGGUAGAUUUAGUGCCAUUUACUGUUGAGACAUGAGAAUUAUUAUUGAUGUAAUAUGAUUCUGGGGAGUGUUUGAGCUGCCAGCAUUUUGCCUGAAGUUUCCACUUUUCACUAAUUUAUUGACUUGUCUGAAACAGAUUUUUCUUCCUUGGCUCGAGAGCCAUGAUGGAACAAUAAUGAGUAACUAAUUAAUUUUAACAAGAAGAGAGCGUGCAGAGCAUUAUGCUGCUCCAUCUCCAUGGAUGGAUGGAUGUUUUGGGGUAUCUUCUGGAAUGGCACAGAAACUUUGCACAAAGUGAAGUUUAAAAUUAUUAACACAGACUUUUAAAGGAAUAGUUCAACAUUUUGGGAAAUCUGUUUUGUAACUUUCUUUGCUUCACUGCUUUUGGUAACAGACUGUAAAUAAAAGAUGGACAGCCACCUCAGCGUCACCCAUUGGUCAGUGAAGUUUUGUUAUGAGGUCUUGAGCUGAAGGUUUUUCUUGGAGGUUUGAGGCUGUAUGUGACGAGUGAGGGGUGGAGCUGACUGAGAAACCAGGGGCUUUGCGUGCUCAUAGGCCGGCUUCACGUCACACUUCGAAGCUGCUUCCAUCUCUGAUGCUCCCGCAAAUACCGUUCAGUGUGUUGCCCCCGAUAAAGUCCAAAGUUUUGAAAAAGGUCAAGUUGUUUGUUAAACAAACAAGAAGUAACAUUGUUGAUUUGUGAGUCGGUGCAUUUUUGUUAAAUUUGGACACUUCUAGGCUGGAUUCGACCUAACUGUCGUUUUUUUCCCUGUUUCCAAAAUAAAACUUAAAAAUGAUAUUGAUGAAACAAAAAGAAAUACUAAUUUCCCAAAAUGGUAAACUAUUCACAUUUUAAAUUAGGGGAUGUAACAAUUGAAAUAGCAUACCAAUAUUAUUUUUAUGUAAGUUUGUUUUAUUUCCUACUUUUUACAAGGGAAAGAAAAAGAGCAACCUCUUUUUAAGGUCAAGUUUUUAUAACCAUUACACAACAGCCACUGACACACGUAAAUGUCCUCUUAUUUUCUGAUGUUACUGACACCUGGCUGUUUGUUUCAUUUCUAAUUUAAAUUAAAAAAAAAAAACUUUUGCUGCCAUGUUGUUACAAAAUCUGUUUAAAUUUUUUUCAACCUCAAGCAUUGUUUACUGACGUCAUGUGGAAGCUGUUAUGUUUUUGUGAUGUGGAGCCUUAUAGACUAGUGUAGAGUAGUAAUGCUAGUAGUUAAUAUUUUUUUUCUUUUUGCUGAAAUUUUGCUGAAAUUUGGUGAAAAUGUUUUUCCACUGUUUGCUGCCCAAAACUAUUGUGAUCUAAAUUCAGCUGAUAAAACUCGUCUAUAUUAUCCGCUGCACUGAAAUAAACUAACACGGAGCUACAUGUAGGACCGUUUUGUGAAAACCAAACCAGACAAAUAUCAUCUGUCACUUCAUAUCUUCUCUCUUUUAUUUACAUAUCAGUUUGUGUUUCUGAGUGAAACAGUCUACAAACUUGAAGUUCAUUUUGUGUCAUAUUUGUUCUUAAUUCAUAUUAAUGUCCCAAACUGAAACAAAGCAGUUAACUUGUUUAUCAUGACAUCAUUUAAGUUCAAACGUGAUGAUGGAGCACUGAAAGUGCAAAUGACAAAAAAAAAAAAUCCUUACUGUUGACAUGUUUUAUGAAAGGAUUUAAGUGUAUAUACACUUAUUUUUUUAUUUAUGUUGCAAAGAAAAUGAGUAACAUAAAGUUAAAAUGACAGAUGUGGACAUAAGUCAAGACUUUAAAGCGGUUUCUGUGUUUUCUCCUGAACUGCUGGCUCAGAUGUUUGAUGCUAACAUGUUAGCAUGCACUGUGUUUACUAAUGAAACUGCGGACGUGUGCUAAAACGGUUAGCAUGGAGCUAAUGCUCUUCCAGAGGCAGGCGGGUGUCUUCCUGUGGAUCAGCCGACUGAUUGAAAGAUCCACCAGAAUUGGUGCAUUUGUGUUUGAUAAUGACGAGCAGAAAAAAUUGGAUGAAAACUUUUUGAAGCUGAAAUUUUUAUUUUGUUGGGAGUUUUUUUUUUUUCUGGGCUGAUGAGGAGGAGAGGUCACUGUUGUGGUUCCCUGUGGACGAUCUGUAAAUGAUUUAUUAUGGAAAUCAACCCAAUUAAAAAGAAACAAACGGGAUUUUAUAACUUCCUGUGUGUAACUUUGUCUUGUAUCUGUGCUUGUGUAGGAAAUUAUGUGAAAGGUUAGAUUUUUUUUUUUUAACACUAAACAAGAUAUCAAGAUAAAUAAAAAAAUAUUAAAAAUA